Molecule: messenger RNA, 881 nt
Organism: Oryza sativa Japonica Group (Japanese rice)
Lineage: Eukaryota; Viridiplantae; Streptophyta; Magnoliopsida; Poales; Poaceae
Biological process (GO): vesicle-mediated transport; endoplasmic reticulum organization
Cellular component (GO): endoplasmic reticulum membrane
Source: RefSeq, a predicted model, not a curated record
AGGUCGUCUUCUUCCUCCUGAACUGAUCUCUCUCCUUUCGCGAGCUCCGACCACCGAGACCUCCUCGCCGCCGUCGGCCGCGAUGCAGCAGCGGCGCCCCGCCUCCGGCCGGCCAUCCGGGACGGACGGCUCCGACUUCUCCUACCGCAUGGUCGUCGACUCACGGUACCAGAGAGUUGCAGAUGGCAAAUCCCGCCUCGGCCGCCUCAUCCUCGUGCAGGCUCUGCACCAAGUGGCCGGGGGUGCGCUGCUGUUGCUCGCGCUGUCGAAGGGCGCGGAGAUGAACAAGUUCGCCGUGAUGUCCGUGGCUGCUGGACUGUUGGCCAUUGUGCUGGGAGAAAUAGGACGUAGGCGGACAAUGGCUGUGCUGCUCCGGAUGUACACAAGCUUGUCAUCAAUUGCUGUUGCAUUCUCUGUGGCGUGCAUUAUUCGGUCAGAGUUGUUCUUCAAGAUCACGAAGCAAAAUACAGAGUCCAUAACAAGCCAUGAACUAUUGGAGGUGGUUCGUGUUGCUCUUGGUGUCCUGCUUCAAUUGGUGGUUAUAGCUACAACAACUCGACUUCUGCAAAAUAUGUCUCCUCCCAGGAGAGCUUCAUGAAAAUGUUGUGACAUGGCACUUGUGCUUUACCAUUAGAAACAACUACUCAUUUUUGUACUUGUAGAUUGCAACUUGCAAGAGACUUGUAAUGAAGCGGCAAUUGGUUCACAAAUCCAUGACAACCAUGACUCCAUUCUGCUUCUUCCAUUUGUAGAACUGGACUGGAAACUUGAAAGCAUAGAUUACAUUGCAGUAUCGUCAUGUUGUUUCGCCCAGGCUGUUACUGCUGUCCAGUCCAGUAUAUGGACGCGUGCCUGGUUCUAAAUUGCUCUGUUCAUGACCA